Pantherophis guttatus is the source of this 766-nucleotide messenger RNA. It is a transcript of the gene SNRPC, whose product is annotated as small nuclear ribonucleoprotein polypeptide C. Gene Ontology annotation, biological process: mRNA 5'-splice site recognition; mRNA splicing, via spliceosome; spliceosomal snRNP assembly. NCBI's taxonomy places the organism in Eukaryota, Metazoa, Chordata, Lepidosauria, Squamata, Colubridae. Gene Ontology annotation, cellular component: nucleus; U1 snRNP. The record is from RefSeq and is a predicted model, not a curated record. Gene Ontology annotation, molecular function: pre-mRNA 5'-splice site binding; zinc ion binding.
AACGUCAUUUCCUAUAAACGUUUGCGGGAAUCGGAACCGCAUCGCCUGGAGUUAACAUGCCGAAGUUUUAUUGUGAUUACUGUGAUACUUAUCUCACCCAUGACUCUCCAUCUGUGAGGAAAACCCAUUGCAGUGGCAGGAAACAUAAAGAGAAUGUGAAAGAUUACUAUCAAAAAUGGAUGGAAGAACAAGCACAGAGCCUGAUAGAUAAAACAACGGCUGCAUUUCAGCAAGGCAAAAUCCCACCUACCCCGUUCUCUGCUCCACCUCCUGGGGGAGCAAUGAUACCACCACCGCCUAAUAUCCCUGGUCCUCCACGGCCUGGUAUGAUGCCAGCACCCCAUAUGGGUGGACCACCAAUGAUGCCAAUGAUGGGACCACCUCCUCCAGGAAUGAUGCCAGUUGGACCUGCUCCAGGAAUGAGGCCACCUAUGGGAGGACAUAUGCCAAUGAUGCCAGGGCCACCAAUGAUGAGACCUCCAUCCAGACCCAUGAUGGUACCAACCAGACCGGGAAUGGCUCGCCCAGACAGAUAAAGUGGAAUUGGACCUACUGCUCCUUUUUUUUUUAAUGUAUGCCUUUAUUUUAAGCUGUGGAAGUUGCAUUGCCCAAAUUAUCAACAAUUUUUUUAAUUUACAAUCUAAAAUUGGGGGAGGGAGAUGAAGCCAGAGGGGGAAAAAACCCAUAAAGAUCAAGGCUUUGUAGCAUUUCCCAAAUAAUUUUUCAUGUUUGUUGUUAAAAUAAAAUAUUGAUAAUUGCUUUCUCA